GUCAUGCUAAUGGUACCUGGUGGAGGGACAGGACAUGGGGAAAUCAUACGGACGGUGGUCUAACCUGGUCGUCUGGACAUUGCUACACCUGGUCAAAUGUAAACCCCAGGAAUGUACCAGCUUACCUGUUUUCGGGGGCGAAAGUCCGGGUGAUUACUGUGAGAGAACAUUACACCACCUGAAUUGUAGCGUGGGGCCAAGGGAAAAGAUCGAGAGGGAUACUGUUCUUCUAUGCCAGAUUAAGAGAAAGAAAGGAUGGGAUGCCUAUAAUGAAACACUAGGUGAUUUAAGUCAUUGUUUGGAGUGUGAACCUUCUAAACUGACUUCAAUACGAAUGGUCAGAAUAACCAGGCGGGACUAUCUUGAUGAUGUGGCGUCGUUUCCAACUAUCCAGCUUAACUUUACAGUACCAAAGCCAACAGUCAACAAAGAUUUCUAUACCGGUGGAAUAUCUAUGACAUUUACCAGUUAUGAUGAUCCCACAUUUGAGACGCGGUAUAGGCUGUUGGACUUUUCAAAUUAUAGCUAUUCAAGUCCCGACAGUGAUAAAAAUCAUCAGAGAGUUCUGAGUUUCCCAUGUUUCAUGGGAUAUCAACACGAGCCAUGUAAAUCUGACAAUUACAAAGUAUACACACUAACUUUAACAGCUUUCUCCAAGCACAAAACCAGUCUUCAGGAAACACCAUUCACUGAACUCUCAUAUAACAUCACCAUAUACAGUUAUUAUGUAUAUAACCCAUUACGUUGGAAGUCUACGAUUGCUGUUGCUUUCUUUCCUACAGAAAAAGAUGUCACUAUACUCUUUGAUCCAAUGCCAAAUCCUGUAUCAGACACAACGUAUAGUGUGUCUUUGGUUAAAGUUUAUAAUAAUAAAACAACCAGAAAUAAGAUGAUUGUAUCAGACAAAUAUCAUCAUUGUUUUCAGGAAGUGGAUGCUGGCAUAUAUUACAUAUUAAUAGAAGUCAUUACUACUGAUGAUAAAUGUUCAGACAGCUGUAGAUUCACAAAGUCUCAUACGUUUGAAAUUAGAAAUUCUAACUCCAUGAAGGCUGCAGCAGUCGCAGGGAAUGGUCCUUCGCACGCUGAACACAUGGUAAUUCCGUCAGUGGGUGGCGGUGUUCUGGCAUUGUUACUUCUUGGAGUCUUGUGCUACUAUCGCUGGAAAAACAAUUUGCAGUUAAAAGACACUGAGAUAUAUUCCUCUCCAAAGAUUCUUUUGAUAUACUCCAAUAACAGAAAAGAAAACAUUACAUUAGCUACAGAAUUUGCAAAGUUUUGCAGAAGAAAGUUGCAAAUAGACUUAAUUUACGAUAAACUCAAGGAUGAAAUAACUAAAAUAGAAGAUGUAGGAUAUGCGUCUUGGUAUACGGAAAAACUAGAGGAGUUCCCAGCGGCCGUUAUUCUGUGGACCCCAGGGUCUGAUAUUAAAGCAGAAGAGACCGAUAAAUCUAACGAGUUUAACGUUGGUGUUACAUUUGCGUUAAAUUCAAAAACAAACGACGAUAAAAGGGUAGCUUGUGUUUACUUUGCCAAGGCACAUAAAGGGGCAAUUUCAAGAGAUAUUCAGAAGGAAGUGCGUGUAUUUUGUAUUCCUAAAAAGUCUGUAGAGUUAGCAACUUAUUUACAUGGACAUAGACGUUUACAUACUAUAAAUAUUGAUAAAGAUUCGGAUCUAGAAAACGCCAUAUUAGCAUUUAAUACAAAUAAUAAAUCUAAUGAUGCAAUGAUAGUGACAUCUGCACAGAAGGAAAUAAUAGAAUUUGAGGAAACAAAGGUGUUAUCUGAAAAAGAAUUAGAUGAAGAAAUUUCAGUGUUGAAAGAAGAGUUUCGGCAAAACACUGGAAAUCUGAGCAAUUCAAGCAAAAGUUCUGCAUCCAAUGCAGAACACAUCAUUUAUAACCCUGAUUGCCCCAUACAUGGGGAACACUCAAAUAUCAAAGCAUCUAACCAUCCGCAUCCAUUCCCAGAAAGAACAUCAAGAUGUCAUAAAAAGCACCAUGCUCUUUUUCAUGCAGAGGCAGAGCAUCAACAUUCUUGCCCAAGUAAAAUAAAUCAAGAAUAUUCUGACCAAUGUUUGGAUUCUUUUGAUUAUUCUGUGCAUAACUCAAUAGAGGAACCAUUAUUAUCUGAACAAAUAGGUUAUCAUGUUUCAAAACGAAUCCAUUCACAUUAUCACAGCAGAAUCGAAUCCUGUCAUCCCAAUCCUGUACAGGGCAGAUAUCCUGUCAAUGAUGACCAAGGAUACAAUAGUGAUCAUAUUCGACAUACACAUAAAAACAAUCCACCAAUGUUACUAAGGCAAUACAGCGCAGGAGCAGAAUACAGCGGUGCGUCAACACGGACCAAAGAUUAUAGGGCUAACCAAAGGAAAAGGAACAAUCUCACACCAUAUGACAGUGAUUCAUAUGAUGAGGAUAGUGAGAACACGCCGCUAAAUCAUCCUAAAUUCUACUUAGAAGAAGAAGACAUACAACCAUCCAAUAGUCGUUUAAAAACGUCAAACAAAUCGUGCUCCCUAGACAGUAUAGAAUCAAAUGAUUCCAAUUAUAGUAAAAGGAGCGACAGUAUAAGUAGUUAUGACCUAAAGAUGUCGCUUCAAAAAUUUAUAUGAUCAUUGAUUGGUUUCUUUUAAGUACAGAUCUUUGAAUGAAACGUUAUUUUUUCCAAAAACAAAAUUCUGAAGUGAAGUAGAAUUCAGUAUUCAAGUAUUUCUCUUGUAAAUUUUUUAUUAGCUAAAUUAUACAUAACAUUUUUAAA
Messenger RNA from Saccostrea echinata, 2757 nucleotides. RefSeq lists its product as uncharacterized. The coding region runs from base 35 to 2611 and encodes 858 amino acids. The transcript is spliced from 9 exons. The record is from RefSeq and is a predicted model, not a curated record. Lineage: Eukaryota; Metazoa; Mollusca; Bivalvia; Ostreida; Ostreidae.